AUGCAUAACUCGAACUUCCUCACCAUAUGCUUUCUAUUCUUAAACAUUUUAGUUAAUUUUUCUCUGCCUUUAUAUACGCUCUAUCUCUAUACCAUUACCUAUAUAUAUAUAUAUAUAUUAAUUAUAAAUUCAAUGUCUUCAUCUGGUACAUGGAGUGCUCAAGAGGAUAAAGCUUUUGAAAGGGCUCUAGCUGUUUAUGACAAGGAUACCCCUGACCGUUGGUGCAAUGUUGCAAGGGCUGUUGGUGGAAAAUCUCCUGAAGAAGUGAAGAGCCACUAUGAGCACCUUGUUGAGGACGUUAAGCGUAUUGAGUCAGGACAAGUUCCCUUCCCUAUCUACAAGAAUCCCAAAGCAGCAUGA
This is a messenger RNA of Gastrolobium bilobum, 360 nucleotides long. Its product is annotated as protein RADIALIS-like 3. The transcript has a single exon. Bases 1 to 360 code for a protein of 119 amino acids. Gene Ontology annotation, molecular function: DNA-binding transcription factor activity. The record is from RefSeq and is a predicted model, not a curated record. NCBI's taxonomy places the organism in Eukaryota, Viridiplantae, Streptophyta, Magnoliopsida, Fabales, Fabaceae.